UAUGUUAUGAAGCCGGUUGCGUGUGUUAGUGUGUUCCUGGUCGUGCUGUUGCGCUGCUGUUUUGGGCUGGACCCGUACCAAGUGCUCGGCGUGGACAGGUCGGCGGACGAACGGGACGUCAAGAAGGCAUACCGCCGGCUAUCCAGAGAAUGGCAUCCUGACAAGAACAAAGAUCCUGGAGCAGAGCAGAAGUUUAUAGAGAUAAACCAGGCAUAUGAGGUCCUCUCAGACUCAGAAAAAAGGUCCAACUAUGACAACUACGGUGACCCUGACUACCGCGGACCUCUCAACUUUGGCUCGCGCGAUGGUUACCGAGACAACGGCUUCGGCGGGGGGUUCGGACACCCGUUCCACUUCUUCCACCAGCGGGACCCGUUCAGAACGUUCCACUUCCACUACGGGAACCAGGAACACCGGGAGUCAUUCAGGGACAGGGCUCAGGAGAUGCUGGUCACGUUGAACAAGUAUGAGCAGACGGUUCUACCCCAGAGCAGUGUCAAACCCUUCCUACUGGAGGUGUACAAUGACUGGUGCCUGCCCUGUCUGCAGAUAGAGCCAAUCUGGGACAGUCUGGUGGAGGAACUACAGCCCAUGGGAAUCGGGAUGGGUAUAGUAAACAGUGACUUUGCGGCGAAGCUGACCCAGCGGCUGGGUGUGUCCCGCCUGCCUGCCAUCGUGGCAGUGGUAGAUGGAAGGCCGGUCCUGUACACAGGAGUCCUGACCAAGGAGGCCAUCCGGAGAUUCCUGGAGAAACUCCUGCCUGUUAACAUCUUGGAUGUGACUGACUCCAGCUGGAGUGAGUUUGUGUAUGGCUGUCGUCAUGACAACAAGCCCCGAGCCGUGCUGUUCUCCCAGAAGCCCGUCCCGUCGCUGCUGUACCGAGUGGUCAGUUUCGCGUACCAGGAACGUGUGGUGUUCGGCUAUGCCAACACUAAAGCAGCUAACACUCAGACCCUGAGGUUUGACUUUGAUGUGGGAUCAGGUCCGACACUUCUCAUCUUCAAGGAGGACAAGGAUAGCCCUGCUGAUCGACUGGAGACAGGUGAGAUGCAGAAAGGCUCCCUGAACGCCAAAAUCUCCUCCAACCUGCACCUGUUCCUGCCCAGACUCAGCUCUCAGGAUAUCUUCAAUGAAGUCUGUCCUCCAGACACGGCCAACACACCCGAAAGGUUAUGUGCUGUCCUCUUUACCUACAAGGACGCAGACCACGACUUCUUCCGAGACACGUACCGCCAGUAUGCAAGGUCGGCCGAGGAGUUCCAAGGUCGCGUGACCUUCAGCUACCUGUAUGAGAAUACCCAGGGUUCUUUUGCAGACAGGUUUGAUGAGGGACUGGAGGGGGCAUUCGUACCCACAUCAGUCUGUCUGCUGCUGCUGUGGCGUCGUGAGGAGUUCUCGGUGGCGUACGGUUGGCUGCUGAACGGCUGGCAGGGCACCGGGAACGACCACCGCCGCCUCACGUCCGAGCUGCAGACCGUUCUGCAGGGGAAGACGCGACUCCCAUUCAGCGCCAAGAUUCCUGAACUCUACAGGGAGGACCAACCGGCUCUCAUCGUACAGCUAUUCAGGAAACUACAGAACACAUGGUACUUUCUGUGGGACUGGUACCACCACAUGGAUGUUAUAGAGUCCACCAUGGUCAUCUCAGUGCUGCUGACACUCUUGAUGGUAGUUGCAGGGGGAUUCGUUCUGUCCAUGGCAAAUAAGGAGAUGCAGAAUGAAAGAAAACGCGAGAGACGACAGCGAGCGGCUCACAGAGAGAACACUGAUCAGACAGGAGCCAAUCUCAGGAAGAGGAGGUAUCUGGAGUUAGAUGAACUCGUCCCCUCGACCUACGCAAACCUGAUCCUUGACCUUCGACCCGGCCAGCUGACGGUACUCCUGGCUGUGGGGAAGGAGAACAGGGAGGUGCUUCUCAAGGCGUUUGCUCGGGAGGUCUACCCUUACGCAAGGGAGUCGAAAAUCGCAGGUUUCGCGUUCGUUCUCCUGGAGCGAAACCUGCCCUGGCUGGACGAUCUGCUGUGUAACACGGCCGACUUUCCCCCGACAAAAGUCACGGUACGGAACUGCGAGGGAAUCGUCAUCGCGGCCAACGGCCACCGCUUCUACUACCAUGUGUUCUUCCCGAAAAAGUGGCGGAACCACAAGCAGAGGCGGUCCAGGGAUUCGCUAGACGGGGAUUUUGUUGGACUAAACGACAGCACGAGUGAAGAAGAAGAGGAGGAGAAGGGAAUGACAGAUCCAACUUAUCUCCUGAAUGGGUUAAAUUUCUGGAUGGACAGGUUGUUAGAAGGGACAUUGAAAAAAUACCUGACGGAGGGUUGGCCGGAUGUGAGGUGAUGGAGGAAAG
Branchiostoma belcheri (Belcher's lancelet) is the source of this 2350-nucleotide messenger RNA. RefSeq names its product dnaJ homolog subfamily C member 16-like. The coding region runs from base 7 to 2340 and encodes 777 amino acids. The record is from RefSeq and is a predicted model, not a curated record. The transcript is spliced from 15 exons. NCBI's taxonomy places the organism in Eukaryota, Metazoa, Chordata, Leptocardii, Amphioxiformes, Branchiostomatidae.